Nelumbo nucifera (sacred lotus) is the source of this 2379-nucleotide messenger RNA. Its product is annotated as transcriptional adapter ADA2-like. Gene Ontology annotation, biological process: regulation of transcription by RNA polymerase II; chromatin remodeling. Lineage: Eukaryota; Viridiplantae; Streptophyta; Magnoliopsida; Proteales; Nelumbonaceae. Gene Ontology annotation, cellular component: nucleus. Gene Ontology annotation, molecular function: chromatin binding; transcription coactivator activity; zinc ion binding. The record is from RefSeq and is a predicted model, not a curated record.
AAAAUGCAGGGCGAGUUAGCGCGGUUGACCGGACCGUUCGGGUCAAUCGUCUGAACUACUCCGGUCGGUCUCUCUCUCUCGUUUCUGUGAUAAUUUUCGUGAUUUUUAUCCAUCACACAAGUAGAAAAAAAGAAACGAAAGAAAAGCCACGUCGGGAUUUUUGGUUUUCAUUUUUCACCAGUCAACAUGGUAAGACAAGAUGAUUUGUCGAAUGAGAGCCUUAGAGGUAGUAUGAAUCUUCGAUCUACCCGCGCAAGUCAGACCAGUUCGAGGCUCCUAUAACUAUCGAAAUCGAUGCAUGUCGCUAGACGCUAGUCGCUACUUGAUGAUCGUUUACAUAUUGUUGAAGAGAAAUUUAGGGUUUCUCCUUUCGGUUUUACACUCCUUUGUAUUUUUAGUCUCUUAUUUAAUAACCCAUGCUCCCCCAGGCCCAAUUUUCCCUAACGAAGAAGUCGCAUUUUCUUCUCAUUUGAGUUUUCUCAACUUCUGAGAUAGAUGGGACGUUCUCGGGGUGUUCCCAAUUCUGCAGAUGAGGAUCCUGGUCAAAGUAGGUCAAAAAGAAAAAGAGUUGCUUCAAGUGGAGAAAAUCUAGAGUCUGCAACUACAGGCCAAGGAACAAAUGAAGGAAAAAGGGCUUUAUACCACUGCAAUUAUUGCAACAAAGAUAUUUCUGGGAAGAUUCGAAUCAAAUGUGUAAAGUGCCCUGAUUUUGACCUAUGCGUGGAGUGCUUCUCUGUUGGAGCUGAGGUCACACCUCAUAAAAGUAAUCACCCAUACAGGGUUAUGGACAAUUUAUCUUUUCCAUUGAUUUGUCCAGAUUGGAAUGCAGAUGAAGAGAUACUGCUGCUAGAGGGAAUUGAAAUGUAUGGACUUGGCAAUUGGGCAGAAGUUGCAGAGCAUGUUGGUACAAAGAACAAAGCACAAUGUAUUGACCAUUAUUCAACCACAUACAUGAAUUCUCCAUGCUUUCCUCUCCCGGACAUGUCUCAUGUUGUAGGGAAGAACAGAAAGGAGCUUCUUGCUAUGGCCAAAGGGCAUGGUGAAGGCAAGAAAGGAUUUCCUAUACUUGGGGAACAGAUGAUGAAGGAAGAAUCUCCAUUCUCUCCUUCAAGAGUCAAGCUUGAAGACUUGAGUAAAGAAGCUCCAGCAGGUAGAUCCCCAUCUAGCUUAACUACAGAUUCUGGCAUUGGCUCUAGCAAUACGAAUCCUUCAUCAACCGGUGCAGUUAAGAAGGCCUCAAACGUUACCCAGGUCAAGGAGAGUCCUGAUCCCAUUAAAUUGGAAGAUUCUGAAGUGGACAGGAGUGUUGGAGGGAAGAAACCCAAGUCUUCAGGGGAUGAGGGACCUUCUCUGAGUGAAUUGAGUGGCUAUAAUCCCAAAAGGCAGGAGUUCGAUCCUGAAUAUGAUAAUGAUGCUGAGCAAUCCCUGGCAGAGAUGGAAUUCAAGGAUGCUGACACUGAAGCUGAGCGUGAACUUAAGCUGCGAGUUUUGCAUAUCUACUUGAAAAGGCUUGAUGAGAGGAAACGUAGGAAGGAUUUCAUACUAGAAAGAAAUUUACUUUAUCCUAAUCCUUUGGAGAAGGAUCUUUCACCUGAAGAGAAGAAUAUAUAUCAUCGAUACAAGGUCUUCAUGCGCUUUCUUUCCAAAGAAGAACAUGAGGAGUUGAUGAAGACUGUAAUUGAUGAACAUAGGAUACGGAAACGAAUUCAAGAUCUUCAGGAGGCUCGAGCUGCUGGCUGCCAUACAUCGGCUGAUUUAGAUAGAUAUAUUGAGCAUAAGAGAAAAAGGGAAGCUGAAGAAAGUGCUCGCAGAGGGAAGGAAGGUCCUUUGGUUGGUCCAAGUGGUAAAGUACUCCAAAGAACAAAUCGGCCAAAGGGGGAAGCUGACAGUAGCCCUCGGGGAGGUGUAAAGGGCUCAUUGGGUUUAGAGACAGGUGGUAAAGAUUUAGCUAGUACAACUUUGAGACAGUCUGCAAUGGAUGAUUGGUGUAUAACAGGUCUUCCUGGAUCAGAUCUACUUAGUGAGACUGAUCAACGUUUGUGCUGUGAACUCCAAUUGUUCCCUUCUCAUUAUCUAAAAAUACAGGAAAUUAUGUCAGUGGAGAUAUUCAGUGGUAACAUCACCAAGAAAUCUGAUGCAUAUCGUUUCUUCAAGGUUGAGCCAAGCAAAUUAGAUAGAAUUUAUGAUGUGCUUGCAAAAAAACUGAUUGCUCAACCGUGAGAAUAAUCUGAUUCUUCCAUUUAUUGGAAUGUAAAAUUUGAAUGUUAAAUUAUUUUUACAUGAAUGAGUCUUCUAUUUUGCUUAAAAUGUGAAUUUUUAGAACAAAAUCCAUCAUAAUUUAUGGAACAUGAUCUGGCAUUUCCCUGCUGGUUAAGUCUA